Molecule: messenger RNA, 2439 nt
Organism: Clarias gariepinus (North African catfish)
Lineage: Eukaryota; Metazoa; Chordata; Actinopteri; Siluriformes; Clariidae
Product: complement factor B-like
Exons: 18
Coding region: 50-2323 (757 amino acids)
Biological process (GO): proteolysis; complement activation
Cellular component (GO): extracellular region
Molecular function (GO): serine-type endopeptidase activity
Source: RefSeq, a predicted model, not a curated record
AGUCGACCUGCUAGUUCCUUAUUUUUCAUCUCAUUGACAGAAGGCAAACAUGCAGUCUGUGCUUUUUGGGAGUUUAUUUCUUCUGAUGAUUUUAAGCCAUUUCCCCUUUCUAUACGGGGCUCCGUCUUUAUCUCAGUGCCCUGACAGUAAUUUGGGUAUCACUGGGGGCCGUUACAUCCUCUCCAAAGGGUAUAAUGAUGGUAGUAUACUGAGAUACAUCUGUCCAGAGGGUUUUUAUCCAUAUACUGUAAAGAAACGUUUAUGUGACAAAGGCCAGUGGGAUCCCAAACCUACCAAAAAACCUCCAGUGUGCAAGAAAAUCACAUGUCCUAAUCCAGAUGUUCUGGAAAAUGGAGCUGUGCAACCUGUUAAACCGUUCUACUAUGUGAACGACACAACCAAGUAUAAAUGUAAUUCUGAUUACACAUUUCGAGGAUCUGCCACCCGUGUGUGUCAGGUCAAUGGCAAGUGGAGCGGUGGCACACCAAUCUGUAGUCAUAAUACUGAUCACUGCCCUGACCCCGGCACUCCACCUGGUGCCAGCAGAGAAGGUCACAUUUUCGACAUUGAUGACAAAGUUACCUACACCUGUGCUAAGAAUCUAAAACUAAUAGGUUCCAAAGUGCGUGUGUGUCAGGAUAGUGGCGAAUGGUCAGGAAAAGAGCCGGAGUGUUAUGCCGAUUUCACAUACGACACUCCUGAAGAAGUAGCAGAGGCUUUUAGCAGUUCUCUAAGGACUACUUUAACCAUUAAUGAGGAAUCAGGUCAAGCUGGGAAAAAAAUUCGAUUGGAAAAGGGAGGAAAACUUGACAUCUACAUUGCUCUCGAUGCAUCUAACAGCAUAGAUGAGAAAGAUUUUAAUAAGGCAAAGAACGUCAUUAAGAAGCUCAUAACAAAGAUAAGCUAUUAUGAGGUCUUCCCAAAUUAUGAAAUCAUUAUUUUUGCCACAGAUGUAAAGCAUCUCAUUAGGAUUACUGAUUACAAGAGGAAUGUUGCUCCAAAGGACAUUCUUAAAUUGCUAGAUGAUUAUAAAUAUGAUGAUACAGGGAAAACGGGAACGAAUAUUCGCAAAGCUUAUGAAGCUAUACGUGGCAGUAUCAGUUUUGAGAAAGCGAAUAAUAGAAAAGCAUUUGAUGAGACACAGCAUGUCAUUAUCAUGUUCACUGAUGGUGUUGCGAAUAUGGGAGGAAACCCCACUCCUGUAGUUGAGGAAAUCAAGCAAAUAGUUUACAAUGGAGAUGUUGAGACCCGGGAUAAAUAUCUUGAUCUUUAUGCAUUUGGAGUGGGUGAAGAUGUGGAGAAAGAAUUAAUUGAUGCAUGGGUGACAAAAAGACUUAAUGAGAAGUAUUUUUUUGUACUCCCAGAUAUGGAGAAAGUUGAAGAAACAUUAGAUGAAAUGCUUGAUGAGAGCACUAGUAUGUCUCUGUGUGGACUCUACAAAGGCUACACUAAAGAUGACUUAUAUAGUCAAUCAAGGCUUCGUCUCGCAUACCCCUGGCUGAUAAAGAUAACUAUAUCUCAUGACAGUGGCACUUCAAACUGUAUAGGAUCACUGGUCACUCCCAGGUUUAUUCUAACUGCUGCCCAUUGCUUCAGGUUUGGUGAUAGUCCUGACAGAAUUCUACUUGUUGCACCCAAUGCUAAAGAUACCAAAUUACCAGAGGUGGAGAGGUACAUACCUCAUGAUAAAUACAAUGUCGGACAGAAGGAAGCAGAAGGAAUAUCAGAGUAUUAUGAAUAUGAUGUGGCGCUCAUUCAGUUAAAGAGUAGUGUGAAAGUCAGUCCUGAAAUCAGAACUAUUUGUAUUCCCUGUACUGAGGAGACGAAUGGGGCUCUACUACUGUCUGCUAGUGAUGGAACAUGUGAAAAACACAGGGAAGUGCUGCUGAACAGUAAUUUUGUGAAGGCACAUUUCAUAACACAAAAGUUUAAGAAUGAUGACAAUCCCAAAAAAAAUGUCCAAAUCAGACAAGGGCAUCAGAGAGAUGAAUGUAUUCACCAAGCUGAAAAGAUAUUAGAUAUUAAAAAAGAGACUGCAAUGAAGAUGAUUACGAAUAACUUUUUAUGCACUGGUGGAGCUUCACAGAACUAUAAGGAUGAUGCUACAUGCAAAGGUGACUCUGGCGGAGCUACAUUUGUGGAAAGAAACCGUUUGGUCCAGGUUGGAGUCAUCAGCUGGGGUCUGAAGGACACAUGUGCUGACGGUGGGAAUCCUUUAGACACCAGAGACUUCCACACAAACCUCUUCAGCCCAGAAGUGCGAGAUUUCCUUGAAAAAUACCUGGGCGAUGAAGAAAUAGACACACCUCUCCACUUUUUAUAAAAUUUCUAUUGAUGACUAUUUACAUUUUUUUUCUCAACUAGCUACAGCACAUAAUGAUUAGCUCAUUCAUAAAUUCAAAAUAACAUAUAUUAUUUAAAUAAAAAUUUGUAUUAUUA